CCUUGACCUCCUUCCUACAUCAACAUUGUGAAGCUUCCUCACUCUUGUAGCCUCAGAAAUUAUCGCAUAUAUCUCUCGUAUCCAUUAUUGACUUCGCCGUGUCGCGCAAACACACGCUUAUAAGCUAGAGUCAACUUGCGACAGCAAUUGUUACGUCAUCAUCAUGUCGGACGGAAUCGCUCCAGCUAUAGACAAAGUCGGCGCACCUGAACCCACGGCCCCCGAGGCCGAGGCCGGCGCUCCCACUUUGGACACCACGACAGCUCCUUCGGAGCCCGCCAAGCCGGAGGAGACCAAGCCCACUGACGGAGCCGGUGGUCUCAGCGCCCCGCCGAAGCCCGUCGAGGUCGCGUCUGUGCCAGAGACACCCGUCAACAACAUGACACCCGCAGGCGGCACUCCACGACCCGUGCUCAACCUCGAAGAAGAGCCGAAGGAAACGCCAAAGAACGAGGACGAGAAUGCGUUCAUCAUUGAUGCUCAACCGACCUCGGCCCCUGCUGUCUCCGCCCCAAAGGAUGUCCCCAUGACUGGCAAUGCUGCCGACGACAAGCCCGCAGGCAUCAACGGCGCCAGUAAGCCUGAAGUCAACGACGUCGCCGAAGCGGCUGCAGGCGAAAAGCGUAAGGCUGAGGAGCCCCCUGCCGCUACUAACGGUGCAUCCGCUCCCGCUGCGGCAGAGAAGUCUGAGUCGGAGGAGCGCGCCGAGAAGAAGGCUCGCGUUGAAGAUGUUGCAGACGAGCCGACCGCCACUGAGAAUGCUGCACCAAACGGUAAGCACGAAAAUGGGAAAGCUGCGAAGAAGGACAAGAAGGCCGCCCCGGUUGCUGGGAAAACGGCACGUAAGACGCGAAGUCAGGGCCCUGUUGAGGUUUAGCAGUAAUGCGAAUUUGCAGGCUUUUCUUUGAUCUACUAUAAUGGUUUAUGAAUGCUGCAGCACAUGAUUUUGGGGGUGGGACGGCGAAAAUGGCGGAUGGGAACGGGAAAAGGAAUAACAUCCCGAGAUCUGCC
Molecule: messenger RNA, 1011 nt
Organism: Fusarium redolens
Lineage: Eukaryota; Fungi; Ascomycota; Sordariomycetes; Hypocreales; Nectriaceae
Exons: 2
Coding region: 164-877 (237 amino acids)
Source: RefSeq, a predicted model, not a curated record